This is a messenger RNA of Vitis riparia (riverbank grape), 875 nucleotides long. Its product is annotated as heme-binding-like protein At3g10130, chloroplastic. Lineage: Eukaryota; Viridiplantae; Streptophyta; Magnoliopsida; Vitales; Vitaceae. The transcript has a single exon. The coding region runs from base 133 to 735 and encodes 200 amino acids. The record is from RefSeq and is a predicted model, not a curated record.
CCCAAUCCCUGACUCCUUCCCCAAGCAACACAAUGGAGUAUUCUGGAGGCCACGCCACUCUAUAAAUUCAUCAACCAUUGGGUGCACUACUGCAUCAAUUCUCCAUUUCCACGGCUAAAUCAAUUGUCGAAGAUGGGCAUGGUCUUUGGGAAGAUCUGCGUCGAAACACCGAAAUUCCAAGUGAUUCAAUCGUCGGCUGACUACGAAAUCCGAAAAUAUCCACCCACGGUGAUUGCGGAAGUCGCAUACGAUCCGUCCCAGUUCAGAGGGGACAAAGAUGGCGGCUUCACUCUCCUGGCCAAUUACAUCGGCGCCCUUGGCAAUCCCCAGAACACCAAGCCCGAGAAGAUCGAAAUGACGGCUCCUGUGGUGACCAAGUACGCGGAGAAGAUUGCAAUGACGGCUCCCGUUGUGACCAAGAGCGGUGAGGGAGGAGAAGGGAAGACGGUGACCAUGCAAUUUUUGUUGCCAUCGAAGUAUACAAAAGCGGAGGAGGCGCCGAGGCCAGUGGAUGAAAGAGUGGUGAUUAGGGAGGAGGGGGAGAGGAAAUAUGGGGUGGUGAAGUUUGGGGGAGUGGCAACGGAGAAGGUGGUGGGGGCGAAGGUGGAGAGCUUGAAGAAGAGCCUGGAGAGAGAUGGGUUUAAGGUGAUCGGGGAAUUCGUGUUGGCUAGGUACAACCCUCCUUGGACCUUGCCUGCUUUUAGAACUAAUGAGGUUAUGAUCCCAAUUGAGUGAGUUUCUGGAAUUGAAGUUCUGGCUGCAGUAAUUUAAUACCCUUGAAUCCUCUAUAUCACAUUUGUGUCUUGUAUUAAGCUUGUAUCGCCAAUCCUGCUCUCAAUGUUUUCAGUCAAAGUAUCUUAUUAUGCUCCACUUUC